Punica granatum (pomegranate) is the source of this 1535-nucleotide messenger RNA. NCBI's taxonomy places the organism in Eukaryota, Viridiplantae, Streptophyta, Magnoliopsida, Myrtales, Lythraceae. The record is from RefSeq and is a predicted model, not a curated record.
CACUCACGGUCUUGAGCAUCACUUCACUGUCUUCUUCUUUCAGCUCUGCUUCCUUCUCAGCCUCCAUUAACGCCCGACAAUGGCCUCGGCUCACCUCGUCGCCGUCACCUUCGCCCUCCUGGCCACCGCUAUUUCGGCCCACAACAUUACCGACAUACUCGAUGGCUUCCCCGAGUACUCCCUCUUCAACUCCUACCUCAGCCAGACGAAGCUCGCCGACGAGAUCAACAGCCGCCAGACCCUCACCGUCCUCGCCCUCGACAACGCCGCCAUGUCGGCGCUCGCUGGCAAGAAGCCCCUCUCAGUCAUCAAGAAUGAGCUCGAGAUCCACGUCGUCCUCGACUACUUCGACCCCCAGAAGCUCCACCAGAUCCCCGACGGUUCCACCCUCUCCACCACCCUCUACCAGACCACCGGCAAUGCCCCCGGCAACAUCGGCUUCGUCAACAUUACCGUCCUGCAGGGAGGCAAGGUCGGGUUUGGCCCCGCCGCCCCCGGCUCCAAGCUCGACUCCACUUAUACCAAGUCAGUGAAGCAGAUCCCGUACAACAUCUCCAUCAUCCAGAUCAGUGCCCCCAUCGUCGUGCCGCAGAUCGUGAACGCCCCGGCCCCGACUGCCUCGGGCUCCAACAUCACCGCCCUCCUCGAGAAGGCCGGCUGCAAGACGUUCGCGAGCCUGCUCAUCUCCAGCGGCGUCAUCAAGACGUAUGAGUCGGCCAUUGACAAAGGCCUGACGGUUUUCGCCCCCAAUGACGAGGCGUUCAAGGCCAAGGGCGUGCCGGAUCUCGGCAAGCUCACCAAUGCCGAGCUCGUCUCCCUCCUACAGUACCACGCCGUUCCCUCGUACACUCCGAUUGGCUCCCUGAAGAGCAGCAAGGACCCGAUCAGCACUCUCGCGACUAAUGGAGCCGCCAAGUAUGACUUCACUGUGAAGACCGCCGGCGACUCGGUGACACUCGACACCGGGGUUGGCUCCUCCAGGGUGGCGAGCACCAUCAUCGACUCCACGCCGUUCGCCAUCUUCGCCGUAGACAACGUCCUCCUCCCGACCGAGCUGUUCGGGAACUCGCCAUCAUCUGCGCCAGCGCCCGAGCCCGUCAGCGCGCCAUCCCCGGCGCCGGUCGCCUCGGCUCCAGGCCCAGCAGUGGAGGCUUCCUCGCCGCUGGCAGCCUCGCCUCCUGCACCGCCAAUGGACACGCCGGAGGGAUCGCCCGCCGGCGCACCCGCGGCGAAGUCGGAGAACAGCACCUCGGAUAACGCCGCGGUUCACGUGAAGGCACCUGCAAUGCUCGCAGUGCUUCUUCUCACAGUGUCUGCCACUGUUAUUUCCUCUCUUUUCUUGUCCUGAAUGGUAAUUUUACCACGAGAUUUUUCUUGCCUUAAUUAAUUAUUAUUGUCAUUAAUUAUCUCAUUUUGUAUCUUGAUUUUUGUUUUUGUUGGAGAGAGAUUCUAAUUUUUAUUUCGUUUUAUUUAUUUAAUUCAUAUAUUGUGGUUCGAGCUGCGUAUUAUUUAUGGCCACCACCCCUUUUGGAGUA